AUAGUUGCUCUUCAACCAUACAGAAGAACAUAUUUAUUAACACCAUAAAAGUUACCCAAUCAAAAGCGAACUCUUAUCGAAUCAAAAGACCCAAAUUCCCGAAGGCAAAGCGACCACACCCGCAAAAAAACACGACCUAAAUUCACAGAAAGACAGCGAGACGUGAGGAAUGAAGUCGAUGUCGAUCUUUUUCAUCGUUUGUGUCUUGGCCUGUUACUCACCUGGCAAUGCUCGAGUGAUUCAUUCCCUUGAUCGAGCCGCCUCGCGACGCUCUACUGGCCCUUCGCGACGGGUUCAUUCUUCCGUUGGAAAACCGAGCCGUCGGCUUGGUGAGCAUACCCAAGAGCAUCCUAAUCCUACAGAUUAUAUGGGCUUUGGUGCAGCCCGGGAGGGCGACGAUGGAGGACACACCUACGGUUAGAACUCCGAUAUCUGCGACCCAUUCAGCGCUGGACGGCUCAGCACCAUUCGUUCUUCCCAACAUCCCCCUAACAACUAUUUAUCGGUUUCUCGGAGUCUUUGAUCUCCUUAGUUUCACUCUUUUAUCAUAUUUGGGACUAUUAUCCGCUGUGAACUUUUCAAAGAUCUUUUCAAUUUUCCUGCUUUGAUCUAAACUACAUUUUCAGUUUUUACCUAUCUACUCAAAGCUUCUGCACACUUCAAACAUGACCAUUAGCUAUUCAUGAUAUUAACCUUUUCUGCUGCAUCACAUAAAAAUCAGCUUUCACCCAGUAUUCAUGCCACACACAACCUUGGAUUUUGCAGUUUGGUUUGAUGUCAACUUGUAUUUACAAACCCACAGAAGAUGGUCAUAAGUUAUUCAUAAUCAUCAACCG
Molecule: messenger RNA, 836 nt
Organism: Puccinia graminis f. sp. tritici CRL 75-36-700-3
Lineage: Eukaryota; Fungi; Basidiomycota; Pucciniomycetes; Pucciniales; Pucciniaceae
Exons: 2
Coding region: 170-421 (83 amino acids)
Source: RefSeq, a predicted model, not a curated record